This is a messenger RNA of Rhinolophus ferrumequinum (greater horseshoe bat), 924 nucleotides long. Its product is annotated as olfactory receptor 5AC1-like. Bases 4 to 924 code for a protein of 306 amino acids. Lineage: Eukaryota; Metazoa; Chordata; Mammalia; Chiroptera; Rhinolophidae. Gene Ontology annotation, molecular function: G protein-coupled receptor activity; odorant binding; olfactory receptor activity. The transcript has a single exon. Gene Ontology annotation, biological process: G protein-coupled receptor signaling pathway; sensory perception of smell. Gene Ontology annotation, cellular component: membrane. The record is from RefSeq and is a predicted model, not a curated record.
AUAAUGGAGGCAAACAAAACACAGGUGACUGAGUUUGUUCUCACAGGACUUACAGAUCGUCCAGGGCUGCAGGUCCCCCUGUUCCUGCUGUUCUUGGUCAUCUACCUCACCACCAUGCUGGGCAACCUGGGACUGAUUUUACUCAUCUGGAGGGACCCCCACCUUCACAUCCCCAUGUACAUAUCCCUUGGGAGUUUAGCCUUUGCAGAUGCUUGUUCUUCCUCCUCUGUGACUCCUAAGAUGCUAAUUAAUUUUUUAUCUAAGAAUCACAUGAUAUCCCUUGCUGAGUGCAUCACCCAAUUUUAUAUUUUUGCUUCCAGUGCAAACACAGAAUGUUUCCUCCUGGUAGUGAUGGCCUAUGAUCGCUAUGUAGCCAUAUGUAACCCCUUGCUUUAUCCAGUGGUGAUGUCCAAUAUCUUCUGCAUUCAAUUAUUAAGUGUUUCGUAUAUUAUUGGGUUUCUUCAUCCCAUGAUGCAUAUUGCUUUGUUAUUUAGAUUAACUUUCUGCAAGUCCAAUGUAAUACAUUAUUUCUACUGUGAAAUUUUACAACUGUUUAAGAUUUCCUGUACUGAUCCUGGAGUUAAUAUGCUCCUGAUUUUUAUAUUUUCAGUCUUUAUACAAGCUUUCACUUUUAUGACCAUCAUGGUCUCUUAUACCCGUGUCCUCUUUGCCAUCCUGAAAAAGAAGUCUGAAAAAGGCAGGAGCAAAGCCUUCUCCACGUGCAGUGCCCACCUGCUCUCUGUCUCCUUGUUCUAUGGCACUCUCUUCUUCAUGUAUGUGCGUCCUGGGUCUGGCCCCGCUGAAGAUUAUGACAAAAUGUAUUCUUUAUUUUAUACAAUCGUAAUUCCCCUGCUAAAUCCUUUUAUUUACAGUCUGAGAAACAGAGAGGUUAUCGGUGCCUUGAGGAGAAUAAUAAAUAAAUAA